AUGCUUUUCCGAUCGAUCUUUCUAUCAGCAACGGCCCUGGUUGGCACCACAAACGCUCACAUCAAGAUGUCAAACCCUGUACCGUAUAGUGCCGACAAAGUUGAUACAUCACCCAUCUCCAAGGCGCAAUACCCUUGCAAGUCCCAGAAUGGUUUCACUGUUACCACGAUGAACCCUAUGAAGGUUGGAGAGGAGAUGCCACUGAAGCUCGACGGUACUGCCGUCCAUGGAGGAGGCAGCUGCCAGCUCUCAGUUUCUUUGGACACCGAACCCACUGCCAACUCUGUGUUCAAGGUUAUCAAGUCAAUGGAAGGAGGAUGCCCUGGUAUUGAAGGAGGUACCAACAACUACACUUUUACCCUUCCAGACAGCAUUCCCAACGGCAAGGCUACUUUUGCCUGGACUUGGAUGUCAAAGCUUGCAGGCCAGGCAGAACUCUACAUGAACUGUGCCCCUAUCGAGGUGACCGGUGGUGCUAGCGACAAGAGUGGUUUCGAUGCACUUCCUGAUAUGCUGGUUAUCAACAUUGACAAAUCCUGCGAAUCAGUGCCAAACUCCGCUGUUAAAUUCCCCAACCCAGGUUCAGAAGUGCAGUUGGGAAACACCAACGACUUGAAGGCCCCUACCGGAGGAUGUGCCUCUUCUGGUUCUACUCCUGCUGAGCCAUCUUCCCCUGCUGGUGGCGAGCCUUCUCCUGCUCCCACAUCUCCCGCUGGUGGUGCACCCUCUGCUCCCUCUCCUCCCGCCGCCGGCCAGCCUUCUGCCGCUCCUACUUCUGCAGUUGGAGGCCAGCCUACCGUUGCCCCAACUCCACCAGCUGGCAGCAAGCCCUCCGCCGCACCCCUUCCCCCCAACGGCGGUGGUGUCUUCGCCCCUGGAGCCUCCAGCGGCUCUCCCGCCGGCCCUACCGCCCCAGUCCGCCCCUCAACCUCCACCACCCUCGUCACUGUCACCGCCACUCCUACUCCUCCCGUCCGCCCUACCCCUCCUGCGGGCACCGGCUCUCCUGCUACCCCCACCACUCCUUCUACUCCCGGCGGUGGUUCAGGUACUCCUUCUACUCCUUCCACUCCUGGUGGUGGUUCAUCCACCUGCUCCGAGAACGGUGCCAUCGUGUGCAACGGCGCUACCCAGUUUGGUAUCUGCAACAAUGGCAAGCUUGUCUGGCAGGAGGUUGCCGCUGGCACUACUUGUGCCAAUGGUAGCAUCACCAAGAGGGGCUACAAUGGACGUGUUGUACGCUCACACUUGAUGAGCCGUCGGGUUGGUCACUACUAG
Molecule: messenger RNA, 1278 nt
Organism: Bipolaris victoriae FI3
Lineage: Eukaryota; Fungi; Ascomycota; Dothideomycetes; Pleosporales; Pleosporaceae
Product: lytic polysaccharide monooxygenase
Exons: 1
Coding region: 1-1278 (425 amino acids)
Source: RefSeq, a predicted model, not a curated record